CAUGCCUAGGUACACAGAUAGGAAUUGGACUAUAUCCGUGAUUUCGGAUGACACGUAAGGACGUCGUGGAGCGAACAGGAAAAAACGACGUCGGUGGGGGGCUUAACACUGAUGAUUUGUUAUAAAUUGACAUUCAGCGUACUAGGUAUGAAUCAAUCAACUGAAUAAACAAAGAAACGUCAUCUAGUAUUGUUGCGUUGCAUCUCGGAUGAUUUAACAUUGGUUUAUUUCCAUUCCCAAACCACAUUAUUAUCAAAACAUUAUCCCCAAACGCAUGUUUAUCUCCAUCUGUCGAUAAGCCCUGUCUGAUAAUAUUUGGUUCCACAAUAUGAUUAUUCUCACUAGAACAUGUGUGGACUCUGCAUUAUUUUCUCCGUAAUCGUCUAUUAUGCCCUUGAAACUGAUGUCGGUAAUAGCAGCGUCUUCAUCACCAAAGGAAACUGGCUCUAACGAAGGAGCAGACCUACUGAAGCAACUGCUGGAAUGUGUAAAGGAAUGCCAGAAAAGAUACGGUGGUAAAACGGAACUUGCCACUGAAUUUGAUAGUUGUGUUGCUGGAUUGUGUUUGUCUUUGGAAGCAAUUUUCCUCCAUGGAUUGAAACCUAAGCCAUUGAAUGCUGAGAAUGCUUCAUCUGCUUUAAAACAAGUUUCAGGCAUUGUUGCUCAAAGCUUACAUAUUGCUAAUGAAAGUCCAUCAUUCUGGCCAUUUGUUAAUAAACACUUGACAAAACAUGAGCAAGAGAGGUUUGAAGCUCUAAAGCAAAUUUGGACUGACAGUGGCAGAGGAAAGGCUUGGAUCAGGUCUGCAUUGAAUGAGAAGUCUUUAGAAAGGUACUUCCACACAGUUUUGAGCAAUCAAGAGAUACUAAAAGAACAUUAUGAAACCUGGGCAAUAUUACGAGAUGAUGAGAAAAACAGCAUGCUGCCUAACAUGGCAGCAGGUCUAGCAUCAAUACUGUUUGCAAUAAGUAUUGACAAACCUGAACUAAAUAGCGGUAUAGCACGUAGACCUGCAGCAUUGAAGGCUAAAGCAGAACCUAUAAUUGAAGCUCCCAUACCAGAUAAAAAGGAAAGUGUGAAGCCCAAGAAAAAAAGAAAAGUCGCUAGACAAUUGAUAUCCUUUGACGAUGACGAUAGUGCCAUCUCAACUAGCGUUCCGUCAAGCUCCAGCAGUACCACUUCUGACAGCUUUUCACUAGAGUACACAAAAAGUAUCAAGGCAAAACCUAAACGAAUGAGUAGAAAAAAAAUGGAACAGCCUACCGAAACGCCGUCAGUGGAAAUAAGGGAACGGAAGCUGUCAAUAGAAAAUAGUGGAUCAAGGGAGAAGUACUAUUCUACUGUCGAGUCUUUGACGCCUGUCACUCAGGAGGAGAUCGGGGAGCUGAGGCCAGUGUCUGUGGAAAUUAAUGAAAAUUUUUUAGCCACUGGUGACAGAGCCGACGAUGCUGUCGAGGUACCGUCAGACAUCAGUGCCGUUCUGACUGCGGUUGAAGAGAAAAACAAGGAAGAAUUGGAAAGAAAAGAGGAAAAAAUACAGUUAUUGUCAAAGGAAAAUGAAGGGUUAAAAGAGCAAGUUAAAAAAUAUAUGAGUGCAAUCCAGAUGUUGAGGAGAGAUGACGAGGGGUUGAACAAGGCAUUAGAGGGGUUGCAGAUUGAGGGGCAACCGGAUUACAAGUCGGAGGCUAGAUUCUUUGAACAAAAACUAAUACAGGUUGCCGAUAUGCACGCGGAAUUGAUGGAUUUUAACGUUAUGCUGCAACAGACUAUUUUUCAAAAAGAUCAGAUGAUAGAGAAGCUUAAAAAGGAGCUCGAAAUACUCAGAGGUCCCGUACCUGAAAUGAGAAUAGGAGAAUCAAGUAGUGUUCAUGUCUGGAUACCUUCCGCAUUUCUUACUGGUACUGGUUCGAAUUCGCAUCAUGUGUAUCAAAUAUACCUAAAAGUAGGAAAUGAUGAAUGGAAUAUUUACAGACGAUAUGCUCAAUUCCAUGCUCUACACACCGAUCUGAAAAAGUUAGAUCCUGCUGUAGCAGCAUUUGAUUUUCCUCCUAAGAAAAGUAUAGGUAAAAAGGACUCUGCAUUAGUUGAAGAUAGAAGAAAAAGAUUGCAAGUGUAUCUCCGACGAGUUUUGAGUCACUGGCCAGAACUGAAGCAUUGCAAUAAUAGAUUUUUAUUAGAACAGCAUUUAGCGUUUUUCAAAGAUCAACGAGAAGAUCAACGCGUGAAAAGUACAUUUCCACCCACUGUUACAACAAGCAACUCAUCAGGGCUGUAAUGAUGUAUUUUUACUUUUCUUUUCACCAGUGAAGAUAUUUUUAUUGUAAUUCUACUUAACUAGUAUUUAUUUACGGGUUACCCAGAAUGUACAGCAUACAAGUAUGUCAUAUGAGACGAUUUUUUUGGUGCCUCACAUGCAGAGGUUUGUAACGUGUUGAAAAGAAUUCAAAUGUACAGUUGAAGAUAAAUAAUUGUGCAUAGUAAGAGUAUUUUUUUCCGGAUUUGGCUGGGUGCUCCCAUGCGGCACUUUGACGCUUGGUUUCGGGAUCGUAUUGAAAACACCACGUUCGUCACCAGUUACAAUGAUGUGAAAAAGUUUUUUUUUGCCUCUUUAACCCUCCACUGGUAACGCCACGAAACUUGGCACAACUGGUAACAUCGCACAGUGUUUCGAUCAGUACAAGAUAGCUGGACAAAAUUAUUUAGCUGAACUUAAUGUUUUUAAUGAUUUUAUUAAUUAUUCUUAUAAACAUUUUAAUCAUUCUAAAGUUAAAGUGAAGAGUUUUUGGUACAUUUAACUGGUCCUAUUAAAUAAAAAUUAAUUUAAUGGUUAAAUAUGUAAACAAAUAUACGGUACACUUUAUAUACCAAAUGUAAACUAUUAUUAUAGUUAUUAAUCUAAUUUUAAUUACAAUAACUUUAACUACCUAACUACGUACUAACUAGUUCCUAGCUAAUCAUCAUCAUCGCUCAACUCCUCUUCUGAGGAAUCAUUUUCAAUGUAGUCUAAUAAGCGAACAUCACUAUCGCGAGUCCUAAUAUUUCUAUCUAAAUUUGUAGGUGGUGGUAACAGUAAAUCUAAAACUUCCGAAGGCAGAUUACCAUUGUUUUUUUUUGGUAACUUCUCUGAGGCUGUUAAUUACAGGGUCAGAUGUGAUUAAUAACAUAUUUAGUAAAUCUCUAUUCGUGGCAAUGCGUGAUCGCUUACGCGUAUUAUGUUCUCGGAAUCUCCUGACAUCUUUAUUGCGGGCUUCCUGUGCUUUUUCAGAAAGCUGCCCGAUUGGCAGGAGAGCCGAUUGUAUAAUAUCGGUACCAUGCACCAAAAUUUUGUGUACAGUAGCAGGCAUGUAAUACCACGUAUAGAGACUUAAAUACAGUUUUCUUACGUCCUGUGUUAGUUUUACAAAUUUGUCUAUAUUUAUGUCAUAGCCAGAUGAUAAAGCUCUAAGUAAGGUGUUAAACUUUUUUAUAAGGCUCACAUCUAGUCCUGUAAUCUCUGCACUUAACUCGGGUUUCCCAAAAAAUCUACGAGCAGUAUUUCCGUCAUUUGUGUUGCCAUAGCCUGGUUUUGGUUUAUCUACAAUUAAACCCAUCUCGUUCUUAAAUCGAUUCUGAAUCGUAAUGGAACGUUGUUUUACAUUAGUUUUAUCAACCGAAUCUCGUAAUUGCCAUUUUUUAACUUCAAGACGAUAACUUAUGUGAAGCAGUCAUUGGACAUUACACAUUUCUUCAUCUCCUUGCAUAUUACCGAACUUUCACUAGCGUUCUUAAUUACGGUAGCCAAGCCUCUGUAGCCAGAAAGUCGUGCUGAUAUUUCCGCGGCAGAGAUUAAUUCGGAUGUACUCCGCGAAAGUUUUUGUUCCAUUCGUCAUUUGUUAUUAGCCAAGUAAGCAGUUGUCUGCAUCCUUUAGAGAGCUGUCUGGAUUUGUAUUCAAGAUAAGGAUUUACGUAUUCAUUUUCCCACUUAAAAUUGUUAUUUUCCACCAUUGAUUUGACAGUUUUCCAUCUCGCUAAGAAAAAUUGGUAUCUGUUUUUUACCAUUCUCUUGAAUGUGAAAUAUUGUAACAUUCUUCCCUUGGAACAUUCAAUUUCCUCGGUGUAGCAUCUCAACAGAUCCUUUUGAAUGUUUACCUCUAUUUCUUGCCUUGUCCCCUCUAACAUAAGAUUCAUGUUUCUGCUUAGUUUAAGGUUUAUCUUUCCAGUGGUGAAAUAUUCUGCAUUUUCAUUUAUUACUAAGCAUCCACAUUGAAAACCAUUAGGGUUGCUCCAGUUGGCAUUGUUGAAAUUUUCAUCAGAUGCACUUAUUAGUAGCCAUGGCUCUCUGUUUAUUUUUCUUUUUGUUUCUUCAUGUAUUUUUCUUCUGUCUGUUCCUUUUGUAUUUUGAAAGUCCCAUCUUAUAGAUAUUGCUAUUUCUGUGAGAGUUGUUAUAAGGUCUCUUCUGCAAGUGUAGUUCAUGGUAGCACUUAUAAGUAUGCAGUUUGCAUGGCUAUAGUUUCCUCUUAU
Acanthoscelides obtectus is the source of this 4500-nucleotide messenger RNA. Lineage: Eukaryota; Metazoa; Arthropoda; Insecta; Coleoptera; Chrysomelidae. The record is from the annotation of a GenBank genome assembly.